Sporisorium graminicola is the source of this 1797-nucleotide messenger RNA. RefSeq lists its product as uncharacterized. The transcript has a single exon. NCBI's taxonomy places the organism in Eukaryota, Fungi, Basidiomycota, Ustilaginomycetes, Ustilaginales, Ustilaginaceae. Gene Ontology annotation, molecular function: glycosyltransferase activity. The coding region runs from base 1 to 1797 and encodes 598 amino acids. The record is from RefSeq and is a predicted model, not a curated record. Gene Ontology annotation, cellular component: membrane.
AUGGUGUCGUCACAAUCGGGAUACGUCGCGAUCCCAACCUCAGACACGGACACCGGCGUCGGCUCAUCGCGCCACGCUUCCGCCUCGUCCUCGCUCUCCUCAUCACCGCUGCAGCACGCUACUGCCACCUUGUAUCCCCUACCGUCGCACGACCAGCCGUACGAGCUGUCGGAGAAGAAACAGGCCGCCUGGCACACGCAUGCUGCCAAAUCGCCGUUCCAAGACCCAUACACGCCAGACAGCGGCGAAGCCAAGACGCUGCUGCGGAGCGCAGCAGGAUGGAUCCAGAGGUGCAAGACCACCGUGUUGGUGUGUGUCUGCAUCGUGCUGGCGACCAUGGUGCUGCUGCGCGAUUACCGGGCUUCCUCCCCACCUCCUGCAUCCCCAUCCACGAACGCGCUUGUAGCUUCCUCUUCCACGACGACGACGUCGCCGACAUUGCCGUCGCCGACGCCGCCGACGCCAGCAUACCGGCUCGAGGACGACAUGGUGCUCAUCACCAAGGUGGGCUCGGCAACCGUGCACAAACGACUGCUGAUCCACCUGGCCGAACAGCCGCGCUCACACCUGUACAUGCCCAACCAGCUCUACGUCUCCGACUACGCGCUCCAGCUAGGCAACAUCACGCUGUACGACGCGCUCGCCAACGUCACGUCGACCAUCUCGGCGCUCCCCGAAUUCCGCUCGCUCCGGGGCGAGCUCCAAGCGCUGCUCGAAAGCAACCAGAACCUGGACGACAUGAGUAGCAAGGACGCCGGGUGGAAGUUGGACAAGUACAAGUUCCUGCCUGCGGUGGCCGAGGCGUGGAGGCGCUUCCCGGGCAAGAAGUGGUAUGUGCUCGUGGAGGCGGACACGUUUGUGUUCUGGGACGAGAUGGUCAAGUGGUUGGGACGGCUGGAUGAGGGCGAGCAGUACUUGCUGGGCCACCCGUCGUUUUGCGACUAUGACGGCAAGAGUACUAUGUUUACGCAUGGCGGGUCGGGGAUUGUCAUGUCGCGCACGCUGGUGGAAGCGUCGUUUGGGAGCGAUGCCGAGUUCGAGCAUACGCACGAUGAGCUCAUCCAGGCCUCUGCGUUUGGCGACGCUCUCCUCUCGAAGGCGAUCUAUGACUCGCCGCGGGUGCACCUUACGGAGCUCAGCCCGGAAGGUGGCGAGCGUUUUAACAGCGAUCCUCCACGCGUGCUCAAGUUUGUGCGCGGCACGUGGUGUAAGCCCAUCCUGACGUUCCACCACAUCACCCCGACCGACGCAGUGCACAUGUACGACUUCCAGCGCCGCAUCACCCCGCUUCUCCCCGCCAACGACACGGUCAGAUGGGCCGAUGUCUGGGAUGAAUUCACCCCACACUUCCUCAAGCAGGCCAUGGAGCAGGUCGGUCGCUUCCACAACGAUCACAGUGCGCAGUUUGUCGAUCCGGCAACGGGCGCAGAGCCGGGCGAGGUGGCUAUUGUGGAUUGGCAGGCGUUCGAGGACUGGGACAGCGAGACUACCGACGUUGUCACCCCGAGCGCCGACGAGUGCCAGCGCAAAUGCAGGCAGGAUGCAAACUGUCUCAUGUGGGAGUGGCGCAAAAAGGGCGACGGCUGGCCGGAGCAGGAGUGGGCGCAAAAUCGCAAGCGCGACGAGCAGGCGAGAGUGUGGGGGAAGUGCAGGUAUACCACCGAGUUCCUGCGCAUUGGCCUGACCAAGCCCAAGGCGGACGACGAGUUGACCACCGGCUGGAUGGGGAGCCGCAUCGACCGGUGGAGACGGGAGCAGGUGUGUUCCGGCAGGACCGGGCUGAAUGGGUAUGAUUAG